AUGGAAACUUUACAAAUGAGCGUGAGAUCAACCACCACAGCUGAUGGUUGUGAUGUUUAUGAAGCUUACGUUAGACCCAAAGAUGUCAAACAUAAAUGGAUACAGACUGAAGACUUCGAACAAGGUAUAGAGAAAUAAUUUUCUCUAAAUUGCGCUCCAACAAGGGCUACGGGUGCUACUACCCCCAUUGCCCAAACAAGGGGGUAGCAGGUUGCCUGCCUUUUUUGCCAAAACUAAUUUCGAAAGUCGUACGUGCGUUAUUCACACGAAAUGAAAUGGAGCACUGUUUUUAAGCAGUUCAGCUCAAAUUUAAAUCUGAAAUUUCUCGUUACUAAGAUUCCAGUUUGAUGCUGAAAUAAAUUCAAAAAGAAAGCCUUCCUGAAUAACUGACAAGAUCUCGUGUUUUUUUUUUACAAUACAUUACAGUCUUUAGCGUCAUGCAACGAAUAACAAUAUUGGCUACAAAUAAUCAAGUACCUGUAUUUAACGAACAUUGCUGCCCACAAAAAUUAGGGCUCUGAUGUCAGUGUCAUUUAUGGCUACCCCCGUCGCUUCGUGUUGCUUCUAACGUCUCAAUACGCCCUAUACUUUUUAUUUUACUCUGUCGACUAACACCAGACAGAGUAAAAUAACUAUAUUUUACUCGUGAAGAGAGAGCUCUGCCGUUCAAUGGGUUAACUGGCCUAUGUAUCUGGUUAACCCAUUGAGUCGCAUUGCGCCCUACUUUAUUAUUUUACUCUGUCUAACGUCAGAUUAUUUUACUCGUGAAGGAGAGACCGCUGGCGCUCAAUGGGUUGAUCUUAAUUUUUUGACAAGUUUUUAAACUCCUUGCGUCACGUCACUAUCAAACAACGAAUAUUUGUCCCACUUGUAUCCCACAUUGCAUUGCGUAUACUUAAUGUUUAGAUGGAUUGAAAAUUGCGAUACGUAAGCACUUUUAGAGCACUGAUAUCUAGAGCAGGGUUGCCAGUUUGGCGUUAAAAGAGCCAAAUUUCUCGAUUUUGGCUUCUUUUGACUUCGUUUGGCUACUAAAAAUUUCGUUUGGCUUCUUUCUAUUUUUUGGCUCUUUUUGGCUUCUUUUUGAAUAAAUACUGAAAUAAGCAACUUUUCAAAAAUAGUCUGCCAUCCAUCAGUAAAAGUUAGUUAUAAACUCUGCUAUGUUCGAUUACAUUAUCCAUUUAUCCGGGAUUCCGGAUGUACGUAAAUAUUCGAUCGGAAUUAGUACCCUCUCCCUGGGUUACGCGGUUCGCCGCGAACGGCGGGAAAACGAAAAUGAUAAAAUACUCGUUUUUUCUUUACUGUUUUUCGGUGUUGAACGCUUGAAUUCGGAAGAUUUACUCUAAAUUUUGAUUUUGGCUUCUUUUGGCCGGAUUUGGCUACUUUUUACGUUGCAUUUGGCUCUUUCGGGCUCAGACCACCUGGCAACCCUGAUCUAGAGUCAUUUUCAGCUGUUAGCUGCCAGAUCCAUAUCCAUCAACACUCAGACGAUAAGUUGAGAACGCUACUUCCCAGUGCUAUAUCUCACAAAUUCAGUCUAAGAAAUAAACGCACUUAUCCUAUGUAUAAGUGCAAAACUGAACGAUAUAAGAACAGUUUUAUCCCAAAGUGUGUUAGAAACUGGGACCGACCAUAGACAUAACAAAAUAUUUUAAAGUACAUAUCAUUAAUAUAGUUUAUAUUAUAGUAGUUUUAAAUUGAACUUUUUGCAAAUUUAAAAAUUUUAAUACUAUCUAUGUAAUAUCACGUUUUUUAAAUUUUUAUUAAUUUACAAUGUGGUAAUUAUUAAAAUCAAUCAAUCAAUCAUAAAUUCAAUUCAAAUUCAAUUCUGUUCAAUAUUGGAAAUCAAUCUUGAGUAUCAGCUUUUAACAUCCCCUUGCUGCAAACAAGCGGACAAGGUAACAUGAUUUAUCACACACUUGUGCCUGUAGCAGGAGGGUAACAGGGUGACAUAAAACGAUAUGUCACUGAUAUUGUUUUUUGUCACUAAUAUCUUUUUUGUCACUGAUAUCGCUUUUUGUCCCGCUAUUCAGGGCUUGGAAUAGCGCCGGGCUGCCAAUGGCCAAAAGCAGGCCAUAUUUUAGAAAUGGCAGGCAAAAACAAAUUUGAACUGCAUCCAAAGUAAAAAAAUUGGCAAGUGAAAGUGUUUAGACUGGCAGGCCAUAUUUUUUCUCUACUUCGAGCCUUGCAACUAUUUCAAUAAUUGUUGCAUUGGGGCAAUGAUUUUAAAACAUUGUAAUAAAUUCUGACCCUGUAGAAAUGGCAGGCAAAAACAAAUUUGAACUACCAAAGUAAAAAAAAAUGGCAGGUGAAAUUUUAUCAGGUUUCACUUCAUUUGCUUACCACAACUCAUAUAUACUUGAUCAUUUAGUUGAAUAAAUAAGUUUAUAUUUGAAAUGUAAAUCCAAGUUUACUGUAGUAAAAUAGACAAGGGUUAAAAGGGGGCAUCAUAGACAUUUGGAGAUAAUAGGGAAUCCAAUGCCAAGCUCGCAGGGAAAGACGGUCACCCCCCACGCGCCCACUUCCUCUGCCUAGCCCGCGACUGCCCGCAAGCCAAACUUAUAAAAAGAAAACAAACUCAAAGAAAGAAAACAAACUACAAAGCCUCUGCGGAGGAGAGUGAUAGCGGGCUGCCAACAAAAGCAGGCCAUAUUUUAGAAAUGGCAGGCAAAAACAAAUUUGAACUGCCAAAGUAAAAAAAAAUGGCAGGUGAAAUUCUAUCAGAUUUUUUUUCUUUCAUUUGCUUACCACAACUCAUAUACUAGAUCAUUUAGUUGGCUAAAUACGUUAGUAUAUUUGAAAUGUAAAUCCAAGUUUACUGUAGUAAAAUAGACAAGUUUAAAAACAACAAAAAUACAUCAUGAAAACAUUGAUUUUUACAAUAUGACUCAUAUGAGACAUCGCCAUUCGGCAGUUCAAUGAAUAAAAAUAGUAGGUAAAAUUUCAUUCAUCUGCCAAAACAUUUUAGACUGGCACGCCAUAUUUUUUCUCUACUUCGAGCCUUGCAGCUAUUUCAAUAAUUGUUGCACUGGGGCAAUGAUUUUAAAACAUUGUAAUAAAUUCUGACCCUGUAUAUAAUAGACAUUGCACGAACGCGGGACAUUUAUGAUACCGUCCUGAAAAGCGAUAAAACUGAUAUCGCCUCGUCCCGAUUAUGAUAACCUAUAUUUAUUUCUCAUCCUUUUAGUAAACAGUAGUCUGAUACACCCAUCGCCAACGUUAAACGGGCAUAACGGGAAUACAGUGAUAGAAAACGGGAAUACAGUGAUAGAAAACGGGAACGCUGUUGAUAACAAUGGUGGAAUAUUGACAUCUGAGGUGAAUCGAGGUGGUGAAUCUGUUGUUACUGAGGGAUACCUGCAGGAUGAUGAACGUGCACUUAUGGCAUCUGGUGUAUAUAUUGGGUUAUGUGAGGGUAAACUGGGAUCCCCGAUGUCUAUGAGGAAUGGAGGAUUCAAUCAGGAUGACGAAGACGUUAAGGAACAAAACGGGUUCCAUGUCGAUACAGUGGAGUAA
Paramuricea clavata is the source of this 3513-nucleotide messenger RNA. NCBI's taxonomy places the organism in Eukaryota, Metazoa, Cnidaria, Anthozoa, Malacalcyonacea, Plexauridae. The record is from the annotation of a GenBank genome assembly.